Musa acuminata AAA Group (dessert banana) is the source of this 1617-nucleotide messenger RNA. Its product is annotated as cyclin-D3-1-like. Gene Ontology annotation, biological process: mitotic cell cycle phase transition; regulation of cyclin-dependent protein serine/threonine kinase activity. The record is from RefSeq and is a predicted model, not a curated record. Lineage: Eukaryota; Viridiplantae; Streptophyta; Magnoliopsida; Zingiberales; Musaceae. Gene Ontology annotation, cellular component: cyclin-dependent protein kinase holoenzyme complex; cytoplasm; nucleus. The transcript is spliced from 6 exons. Gene Ontology annotation, molecular function: cyclin-dependent protein serine/threonine kinase regulator activity. The coding region runs from base 107 to 1312 and encodes 401 amino acids.
AGGACAAAAAGGCUUCUCCUUUAUAAUCCUCCUCUCCCCCUUUCUUCCACCGCUUCAGGCAUCAUUUCGACAUUACUGUCAUCCUCCACCUUCCACUGCCUUCGCAAUGUCAACUGCUCACUUCACUGAAGACCAAGAACAUGAAAAGUUUCUCCUUGAGGCUUCUUCCUCUCCCUCUAAAGAGACCAUUUUGAGGAGCAGGGAAGGAAGAACGGCCUCGAAUCUGGAUUUGUCCUGCAGCUUUGAUCUAUCUACAAUGGGCGUGAGCUAUAGAUUUGCUUCCUCCGUCCUCCUCUGCCCGGAAGACGGCAAAAGCAUCCUGGGAAGUGAUGAGGAGGAGAAACAAGAGCAGGGCCUCAAUGGAGAGGUUGAAAGGCGCAGCCUUUGCCAUUUCUCUGGCGAAGGGGGCGAUUUUUAUGGGGAACCCUUGCCGUCUGAGGAUCGCAUCGCCUUGAUGGUUGAGAGGGAGUCCCAUCAUCUCCCGGAGGGAGACUAUGCCGGGAGGUUGAGGAGGGGGCAGUUGGACCGGGCUGUGAGGAGUGAUGCCAUUGACUGGAUUCAGAGGGUUCAUGCACAUUACAAGUUUGGACCUUUGAGUGCCUACUUGUCUGUGAAUUACUUGGAUCGGUUUCUCUCCGCUUACAAUCUACCGCAAGGUAAGGCUUGGAUGACACAAUUGUUAUCGGUGGCCUGCUUAUCCAUUGCUGCCAAGGUGGAGGAAGCCGAGGUUCCUUCGUCUCUAGAACUACAGGUAGGAGAGGCAAAAUAUGUAUUUGAGGCCAGGACCAUACAGAGAAUGGAGCUUCUAGUGCUUAGCACCCUCAAGUGGAGGAUGCAAGCAGUUACACCCUUCUCAUUCGUUGAUUACUUUUUGUAUAAACUCAGUGAUGAAAAGUCACCAGAUAGCUUACUAAUUUAUCGCUCUAUGGAUCUCAUUUUGGGCACCAUUAGAGAGAGUGAUUUUCUAGAAUUCAGACCUUCGGAGAUUGCUGCAGCGGCUGCACUGUCAGCCUUGAAAGAGACUCAAAAUUCGGGGAUUGACAAGUCUUUAACAUGCUGCAUCCAUGUAGAUACGGAAAGAGUCUUGAGGUGUCAUCAAGUGAUUCAAGAGAUGACUUUGAUGAAGAACAGGACAUAUAGUGACAACAACAGUCCAUCAGUUUCUACUGUGACAAAGAGUCCAAUUGGGGUACUGGAUGCUGGGGUCGCGAGCUAUGAGAGUGAUGAUACAACAGCUGGAUCACAUGCAGAUUGUCAUCAUUCCUCGCCAGCUACCAAAAGGAGGAAACUAAACAGGCCAUCAACUUCGUGAAAGGAGGGAAAUUUUGUGGUGUUUCCCUGUUUGAUCGAUAUUCCAAAUCAGUUUAAUUUGCUACGAAGAGCUUUGCCGUGGCCAGCAUGUGCCUGAAGAUGUAACUAGCUUUAAAUCAGUAGACGAGAAAGGGGAACAAAGGGUUUGUGAAUUCUAAGUUCAUCCAUGUACACCUGACGAGAUCCACAUUCUUAGAGCAUAAUGCAUGAAUGCACGGUCGAUAAUGAGAUAUAUCAGGCUGGAUCUUUUAAAUGUGUGAGAAACUCAUAUUGUCAAACAAAAAUUGAAAAAACCUGAUGUUUUUU